Molecule: messenger RNA, 159 nt
Organism: Soboliphyme baturini
Lineage: Eukaryota; Metazoa; Nematoda; Enoplea; Dioctophymatida; Soboliphymatidae
Source: the annotation of a GenBank genome assembly
GAUUGCGCCGAAGGCGCCACCGUCGGCAGAGGAUCAUUGGAUGACUGUUUUCAGCGGUCACUCGGUGGAAACGUCAUCGGCUCAACUGUCCUCGAGGUCGCUGAAGCGAAAUGCGGUCACUGCUGACCGUCGGCCGACGAGGUUCCGACUUAACUGAUU